AUGAAUGCUGCACUGCUCAAACGAGUGGAUCAAUUGAUCGCUGCUUCCGACCAUGAGAACAUCAGCAAUGAUAUCCCCAAGGCAGUAUCCUUGGCUUGCAAAGGGUUCACUGAUUUACGCCCUACUCCUGCUGGACCAGAUGGUGAAAUUGAUGAUGGCCAAACAGGUCCUGCGUAUACGGAUAUGAUCGAGAGUCUAUUAGUUCAAAUCAGUCAACAAGUUGAAGGGUCAUCCGACAAAGAAUCUAAGACUGUAGCCGAGCUUAAAAAGCACCGCGAACAGCUCAAAACGGCUCUCAAUAAUGAGACGAAGGAGUACAAUGAGCUGCUAGAAGAGAGAAGUAGACACAUCGUAUCGGAUGAUAUUCACACAGGAUUCGACUCUACGUUAAUUAAUAAAGCUGCUAAGGAACAACAUGUAGCAAACUCUGAAGGAAAGGGGAAGGCCAAGGAAAACCAAACUUCAAUUGAAGUUAUAAAUACCCCUGGAUCUCAAGUUAAUCCCAGCUCGACUGGUUCAUCUAGUGGAACAUCCGGUGAUCCAGACAUUGAUGCCGCUGCUUCCCCUAAGGCCCUUGAGUUUGCCAGUCUGCCAAGUGAUAACUUGCCAAGAUUGUAUGCAUUCUUAGACGAGAAUCCUCAAAUUAUUAAGGAAUCAGAAAAGGAUGCCUUGAUGAUGGUGGCUUUUGAGCAACAGCUAAGUGGCGACCCCAAAGAAAUGGCUAAAAUGAAAAAUACUGUCCACAAUGCAUUGCUAUUGCAAUAUUGUUCGACAUUGGGUGGUCCCCAAGGCACCCGUUUGUUUUUCAGCAGGAUUAGCAAGAAAGACCACCCUGCACUCGAAGCAUUCAAUAAAGAUGUUGAUUUUACAUAUAAUCAUAUCAAACAAAGAUGUGAGAUUAUAUCUCAGCAGAAAGAUGAUGAGACGGAACAGGAGGAAGGUGUAGAGCAGAUCCAACUCCACGCCGUUGAUCCAAACACAGAAAUUGUGGUUACAGUACCUGAAGAAGAUAGUGAGGGCAGAGCUGUUUAUGAGCAACUCUCUGAUCCCUUGCGCAAAGCCAUUGAAACAAAGAAGUUGGACGAAAUCAACAAAGUGUUGGGAGAAAUGACUGUAGCUGAUGCUGAGAAAGCUGUCGAAGCUCUCAAUUUGAGUGGUGUGCUAUCAGUCGAGGAAAAAAUUUAUGAUGUAAAUGAGUGGCAAGCCGAAAAGGAAAGAAUCCUUAAAGAAGAAGCUUACGACGAAAUGGAGAAAGAAGUGUUCGGAACGGGGUCACCAUCCCAGCCUACAACUACUUCUGCUACAGAUCGCGGUUCUGCUGAAGAUACUCAACCAUUUGGAGAUACUAAUGAUGAGGUAGAUUAG
Messenger RNA from Sugiyamaella lignohabitans, 1365 nucleotides. It is a transcript of the gene CDC37, whose product is annotated as Cdc37p. Gene Ontology annotation, cellular component: cytoplasm. The coding region runs from base 1 to 1365 and encodes 454 amino acids. The transcript has a single exon. Gene Ontology annotation, biological process: protein folding; protein stabilization. Gene Ontology annotation, molecular function: heat shock protein binding; protein kinase binding; protein-folding chaperone binding. NCBI's taxonomy places the organism in Eukaryota, Fungi, Ascomycota, Dipodascomycetes, Dipodascales, Trichomonascaceae. The record is from RefSeq and is a predicted model, not a curated record.